Molecule: messenger RNA, 975 nt
Organism: Pogoniulus pusillus (Red-fronted tinkerbird)
Lineage: Eukaryota; Metazoa; Chordata; Aves; Piciformes; Lybiidae
Gene: LRRC37B
Product: leucine rich repeat containing 37B
Exons: 7
Coding region: 1-975 (324 amino acids)
Molecular function (GO): protein binding
Source: RefSeq, a predicted model, not a curated record
AUGGGCCAGCCCCGGCCCUCCCGGGCGCUGCUCCUGGCCCUGCUGCUGCUGGCGGCGGUGCCCAUCCCGGCCCGGCCCCGCGGGCGCUGCCCUCCCCUGUGCCGCUGCCACCGGCGGCUGCUGGACUGCAGCCGGGCGCUGCCCGCCCUAGUCCUGCAGGACAACGAUCUGCAGGCAGUGAAGAGACAUUCUCUGGAGGGCCUGCUCCUGCUGAAGCACCUGGAUCUGUCUCACAAUCAAAUCCUGGUGAUUGAGGAAGCUGCUUUCGAGCCACUUCCCUUUCUGCAGCUGCUCAACCUGGAUGGAAAUCUGCUCACCCAGCUCUGGAAUGGCACCUUCCAGGCGUGGCAUGGGAUGCAGUUCUUAGAGAAGCUGGUCCUAAGCCAUAACCCCCUGACUGUCAUUGCUGACACAUCCUUCUUCAGCCUGCCCUCCCUCAAGUACCUCCCCCCAGAGGCCACCAGCACGCUGCAGGAUGCAGCUGAAGAAGCAGAAUCCUCUCCGGGUGGGCAUUUACCUGGCAUCCCCCACACUGCAGAAGCACACAGGAUGCAAGAAAAGGAAGGCUCCAGUUUCCCCAGCAAGCCAGAGGGCUCUGAGAGCCCAGGCAGGGCUUCUGCUGAAGGAGACCUCUUUGAAGCCAAGCUCCAGCACCGCCUGCGCUUGCUGGUCCCGGAUGAAGCCCUGCGCAGCUUCGUGGCAAGGGUGGCACAGGCCCUGCAGGGGGACUGCAGCCUGCCCCAGCUCCAGCCAGCCUGUGCCAAGCUGCUGCUGAAGGCAGGGCUGCUGAUAAAGCUGCUGAGCCAGAGGCAAGAGGAGCAGGGAGCCUGUGUGGUGGAAGGCAACGUUUCCAUAGGCAUGGCCGAGGAGGAGAAAGCAAUGCAGACCUCCAGUGACCUUCUGCUGUGGGCCCCAGCAGUGGCUGCUGUCGUCAUGGUUAACCUCCUGCUGAUCUGUCUGGCCGAGGUGAGCUGA